Messenger RNA from Teleopsis dalmanni, 1162 nucleotides. RefSeq lists its product as uncharacterized. The transcript has 3 exons. The record is from RefSeq and is a predicted model, not a curated record. NCBI's taxonomy places the organism in Eukaryota, Metazoa, Arthropoda, Insecta, Diptera, Diopsidae. The coding region runs from base 211 to 792 and encodes 193 amino acids.
AAUCGAAAGAGUGAAAUAUUUUUUAUAGUGUUUUUAUAUAAAAGGAGGACAGUAUUCACUAAUCCGUUUGGCAACGAAAGUGUGAAGCGUUUGGAGCAGUUGUGAAUGGUCUGUCAUCUGGUUUUAAGCCCACUUCCCAGGAACCACUCGAUUAUUUGAUUCUUUCAACGGCUAACUGGAUAAAGUGAAACCUUGUAACUUGACAUCGCAAUGGAUAACUGUAAUAAUAAAAAGGGUGACGCUAAUUUCCAUCUAAAUCCAAUGAACGGUUUUGAUAACUUCGAUGACGAUAAUCACUUUAAUCUGAAUCAAAUUGAAGGUAUCUUUUUCAUUGAUGAAGAUGUCCCUCACGCUAGCUAUCCAGACGACAGUGACGAUCAAUAUGAUGAUUAUGAGACAUUUCUGUGGGAAAGUGGCAGCGAUUCAGAAUUGGAAUACACCUUUGUUGGAACAGAAGAAGAUCACUGUAGACCAAUUCAUACUCCAUGCAGUUCUACGCAAGACCAGUGCGUUAAUAGAGAAAAUUCUGCAUGUAAAGCACAUAUUCAACAGAAGAUACUUGAAGCUGCAAAAGAUGCAAAGCCACAAAUGCAUAUUGAAGAGGAAGAAAAUGACUUCUACGAUAGCACCCAAAGUGUGGGUCGUAAAGUUUUUGUGCAAAUCGUAAAACCCAAACCCAAACCUAGAGCUUUUAAUACUGCGUCGUGUUCACGUAAAAAUAAAACUAAAGUUUCCAAACGUGCAGGAUAUAUGUCAUCAUCAGACAAUGAUGAUUGGUCCGAUUCUGACUGAGGACGAAAUCAACAAAUUGAAAAAUGCAAAGUUAUGUGAAGAGGAGGAGGAAGCAAAAACUCUUAACCAUUAUACUCUACGUGUAAGAAGUAAGGGUUACAUUUAAAUUGUCAAAGCUAGACCAUAGUGUUCUAAACCUGUACUCACCUCUUCAGUUUUUUUAUUUAACAAAAAAAAUUAAGUUCCAGAUGAUGAUUAUGAUUGGUGUUAUUCUAAGUAAAAAAUCGGCGAGUUCUAAUAAAGAAUUGUUAUAUGUUGUUUAGGCGUACAAUGUAUAAGAACAUGUAUAUUCACGAAAGCAUUUAUAUGACUACAAACUUUAAUUGUAAACAUAUUGUUAUUAAAUAAUUAAAUAUAAUAAGUAAGAGAA